CUCAUAUGUAGUUGUAUCUAGUCGAUUUUUUUUUUUUUUUAUUUCGGAAAUUCCUUAUGACGGAUUUUAUAUAAAAGUGGCAAAGGGAGAACUUUAGUGCAUCAUUCAAACAUUUCAGCUUAAACAGACAACAGCACACUAAACGAGGACGGUUGUACUUAGACGAUUUUUUCAUUAAAUACGAAAAAAUAAAAACAAAAUCUUUUUUUUAAAGAUUUUAUAAAGUUUUAAUAAAAAACUAUAUUAGAAUUAAAAAAAAUAAUAUUUGAAAAAAAGUAAACAAAAUGAAAUUAUUCGUCUCGCUGCUAGCGCUUUUGGCAGCUGUCAGUGUCCAUGCUGAUGUCUCACAUUUGGAUACAGAUUUGCAAGAAGAUGGCUACCAUUAUAAACUGCCCACAGUGCCAUUUCCCCAACCUCCCUCAGGUAAUGGUAUAGAUGAUGACUACCAGCCACCAGGACAACAACCAUCCGGUCCAUCUCCUGGUUUUGGACCAUCACCAGCUGGACCUCAACCCGGUAGACCCGGUGCAUUGCCUGGUUUUGGACCAUCUCCAGCUGGACCUCAGCCUGGUAGACCCGGUCCAUCUCCCGGUUUUGGACCAGCUCCAGGCCGUCCAGCUCCUGGACCUAGCGGUCCUACUGGUCAACAACCUUCAGGACCUGGUUCAAGUUAUAUACCACCAGAACAACAACCAGCAGGACCUUCACCCAGCUAUGGACCACCACAAGGUCAGCCAGGUAGAGGUGGACCAGGACCAGCUCCAGGACGUCCUGCACCCGGACCUUCAUACCAACCAUCAGGAUCAGCACCAGGCCGUCCAGCUCCAGGACCUUCAUAUCAGCCAUCUGGACCUGCUGCCGGACCAUCUUAUCAACCUUCAGGACCUGCUCCGGGACCUUCAUAUCAACCAUCAGCCCCUGCACCUGGACCCUCAUAUCAACCAUCAGGACCUGCACCAGGACCAGCUCCAGGCCGUCCAGCUCCCGGACCUUCAUAUCAACCCUCAGGACCUGCUCCUGGUCGUCCAGCACCAGGACCAGCCCCUGGCCGUCCAGCUCCAUCCUACCAACCUUCAGGACCUGCUCCUGGUCCAUCUUAUCAACCAUCAGGACCAGAACCCGAAGGUCAACCAGAUUGUGCUCCUCAGGGUCCCCAAAGACCUGGUAGUCCAGCUCCACGUCCUCAACCUGGCUGUCCAGCACCUGAAGAACAACCUGGUCGCCCAGGCCAGGCACCAGGACGCCCAGCACCCGGUUCAAAGCCCGGUAUGGAAUACUUACCUCCUGAUCAGAGACCUCAAAGACCCGGUGUACAGCCAAGACCACAACAACCCUCUACCAAAGACCAGACUAGACCACAAGGACCUUUCCCAGGACGUCCAGCACCCGGACCUUCUUAUCAACCUAAACCACAACAACCUGAUUGCUCUCAACCUGGACAGCCUGGAUGUCCCGAACCGCAACCAGACUGCACACAACCCGGCCAACCAGGAUGUCCAGAACCAGAUUGUUCUCGUCCAGGACCACCACAACCUGGCUGCCCAGCACCCGGACCUGCACCAGGACCAAAACCCCAACAACCAGGCGGUAGACCACAACAACCAGCUCCCAGACCUCAACAACCAGCUGGUAGACCACAACAACCUGCUCCCGGACCUCAAAGACCCGCUCCAGGACCUAAACCAGGUGCUCCUGGUAAACCUGGCUUGGAAUAUUUGCCUCCCCAAGGUACUGAAGAAAAGUCUACAAAUGGACAGAGACCACGACCUGGCCCAAAACCUCAAGGACCCGCACCAGGACCUAAACCCGGACGUCCAGCUCCUGGUCCCACAUAUCAACCUAGACCACAGCCAGAUUGCUCAAGACCUGGUACUCCUGGCUGUCCAGAACCUGAUUGCUCACAACCUGGUACUCCUGGCUGUCCACAACCAGAUUGCUCAAGACCUGGUACUCCUGGCUGUCCACAACCUGAUUGCUCAAGACCUGGUACUCCUGGCUGUCCACAACCAGAUUGCUCAAGACCUGGUACUCCCGGCUGCCCACAACCUGAUUGCUCAAGACCUGGUACUCCUGGCUGUCCACAACCAGAUUGCUCAAGACCUGGAACUCCUGGCUGUCCACAACCCGAUUGUUCUCGUCCAGGACCACCUCAGCCAGGUUGUCCCGCUCCCGGUCCAGCUCCAAGACCUCAACCUCCAGCACCUAGACCACAACAACCUGCUCCAAGACCUGGUAAACCAGAUGGUGAAUAUUUACCACCUCAAGAUAAUGAAGUCAGCCCUCCAAGCGGUCCCGGACCACGUCCAGGACCAGGUGCCAAGCCUCAACAGCCCUCAUAUCCCGGAUCUCAAGGUCCUGCACCUGGACCACAACCUUCUGGUCCAGGUCAACAACCCUCUUAUCCUGAACCUCAAGGUCCAGCACCAGGUCAACAACCCUCAGGUCCAGGACCACGUCCCGGCCCAGGUCCUAGACCACAACCUCAACAACCCUCAUAUCCCGGAUCUCAAGGACCUGCACCAAGACCACAGCCAUCAUAUCCAGGACCACAACAACCUCAACCUUCAUAUCCUGGUGAAGUGCCCGGCACUGGUGAAGAUUCUGGUUCUUUGGGUCCCGAUGGCUAUAACUACAAUAAACCCAGCAACCCCUUUAAAUAUUAGAAAUGUUAAAUACUCGUAAUCUUAAUAACUAAAUAAUGAUAGACAUAAAACAAUAAAGUAUUACCACAAACACAAAAUUAUUUAAAAAAAUAUAUACAUAUAAAGAAAAUGUUUUUCAACUCAAGUACCUUGACCCCAAGAAAAAGAAAAAAAUCUAAAAAAAUGUUA
Molecule: messenger RNA, 2831 nt
Organism: Lucilia sericata (common green bottle fly)
Lineage: Eukaryota; Metazoa; Arthropoda; Insecta; Diptera; Calliphoridae
Product: basic proline-rich protein-like
Exons: 2
Coding region: 285-2663 (792 amino acids)
Source: RefSeq, a predicted model, not a curated record